AUGAAUCUGUGGACGGAUGAGAGCAGCUCGAUGAUGGAAGCGUUCGUGGCGUCGUCGGAGGCUCAGGGAUUCGCCUGGCCGGGUUCCGGCGUGGCGUCGUCCUCCUCCGAUCCUGCGAGGAAAUUCCUCGCGGUGGCACCGCCGCCGCCAUCGCCGCCGCCCAUGGCGGGGAUUGUGAACCAGGAGACGCUGCAGCAGCGGUUGCAGGCGCUGAUAGAGGGGGCGAGGGAGAGCUGGACCUACGCCAUCUUCUGGCAGUCCUCUGUGGACGUCUCCAAUGGCGCCUCCUUCCUCGCGUGGGGGGACGGCUACUACAAGGGUUGCGAGGAGGACAAGAGGAAGAUGCUGCCGUCGCCGGCGACCAGCGCCGCCGACCAGGAGCACCGGAAGAAAGUGCUGCGGGAGCUGAACUCGCUCAUCUCGGGGGCGGCGGUCGCCGGAGAGGACGCCGUCGAUGAGGAGGUCACGGACACGGAGUGGUUCUUCCUGGUGUCGAUGACGCAGAGUUUCCUCAACGGCGCCGGCUUCCCAGGGCACGUCCUCUUCACGGCAGCGCCGGCGUGGGUCGCCGGCACCGAGCGGCUGGCGGCGGCGGGCUGCGAGCGCGUCCGGCAGGCCCAGACCUUCGGCAUCCAGACGAUGGUCUGCGUCCCCGUCGGCGGCGGCGUUGUCGAGUUCGGCUCCACCGAUCUGAUCUACCAGAACAUCGAUAUCGUCGACAAGGUCAAGGUCCUCUUCAACUUCAACUUCGGCGGCGGCGGCAGGUUUGGUGCGGCGGCGGGGCCCGUGGUGGCGGCCCCGCCGUGGCCGGCGGCUGUGGCCGGAGACGAGGGGGAGAACGACCCCUCCGCCAUGUGGAUCUCAGACCCUGCCGUGGUGGAGAUCAAGGGCUCCAUGUUUGAGAACCCUAGCAGGAGCAGCCUCACCGGCAGCGGCAGCUCGGUGCAGCCGCAGCAGCACCGCCAGCAGCCUCAUCCUCAUCAUGUUCAUCAUCGUCAUCAUCAGAGCCCCGCCAUUAACAACCCUCAUUCCCAGCAGGGCCCUUUCACCAGAGAGCUCAACUUCUCAGAUUUCGGCCUGAACCACUCCAAUCCGCUGCAAGCGCUGAAGGCGGAGUCCGGGGAGCUCAUGAACUUCGGGGAAAGCAAGAGGAACUCCGUCGCCGUUGCCGACGGCGGCGUAUUCGGCCGCCAGGCGGAGGACAGGAAGCAGACUAAGUCGGCGGCGGCGACGGCUGCGACGUCUAAGCUGAGCAUCGACGAGGGUAUGCUCUCCUUCACGUCGGCGGCGGUGGUCCGGCCGGCGUUGAACGAGGCGGCGAAGUCCGGCGGCGUGGGGAUCAGCGGGGACUCCGGCCACUCCGGCCACUCCGACGUCGAGGCGUCAGUGCGGGAGGCGGAGAGCCGGGCGGCGCCGGCGCCGGCGCCGCCGGAGAAGCGGCCAAGGAAGCGGGGGAGGAAGCCCGCCAACGGGAGGGAGGAGCCCCUCAACCACGUCGAAGCGGAGCGACAGCGGCGGGAGAAGCUCAACCAGCGGUUCUACGCCCUGCGGGCGGUGGUGCCCAACGUCUCCAAGAUGGACAAGGCCUCCCUCCUCGCCGACGCCAUCGCCUACAUCAACGACCUCCGCUCCCAGUUGCAGUUGCUGGAGUCGGACAAGGAGGCGCUGCAGAACCAGAUAGAGUCCUUGCUGAAGAAGGAGAGGCAGCCCCCCCCGCCGGAGCUGAAGACGACCGCCGCGGCGGCGGCGGUAGCGGAGGUGGACGUGAAGAUAAUUGGCAGGGAGGCGAUGAUCAGGGUGCAGUCGAAGAGGAAGAACCACCCCGCCGCGAGGUUGAUGAUGGCGCUCAUGGAGAUGGAGCUCGAGGUGGUCUACGCCAGCGUCUCCGUGGUCAACGACCUGAUGAUCCAGCAGGCCACCGUCCGCAUGUCCGCCGCCGCCUCUUACACCAAGGAGCAGCUCAGCUCCGCUCUCUUGUCCCGCAUAGCGGACGCUUCCGACCCUCGGGUAUUGAACCAGAGAUAG
Messenger RNA from Spirodela intermedia, 2025 nucleotides. NCBI's taxonomy places the organism in Eukaryota, Viridiplantae, Streptophyta, Magnoliopsida, Alismatales, Araceae. The record is from the annotation of a GenBank genome assembly.